AUGGGCAAUACGCUAUCCGCAUACGCCGAGAGUCCCCAUGAUAUUGACCUUGGCCCUCAGGGUAGAAUUAAAGGAAUCCAGUACGACAACAAAGCUCGAAGAUAUGCAGGUGUUCCUUAUGCUCAACCUCCAGUAUGUGCCAAUCGUUGGCGAAAACCCAUCCCAUUCCCUAGCACCCACAGCUAUACUCAAUCGGACGGAACUGCUUUCGACGCAACCUUCUUCCGCCCUGUAUGCCCACAGGCGACCUUCUCCCGUGGCGCAGAGAAGGAUGUCGGCCCCGAGACCUACAGUGAAGAUUGUCUUCUUUUAAACAUCUGGACCCCAGUCGAAGAGCCAGGGGAGACCAAGAAAUGGCCCGUCGUCCUCUGGCUUCAUGGAGGCUGGUUCCAGCUCGGUGACCCUCUCCAAGAACUCGGCAUGAAUCCCACCGAGCUAAUAUCGACCGGGAAGCUCAAUGCGAUCGUGGUUGGAAUUGGGUAUCGUCUUAAUGUUUUCGGAUUCCUGGCUGGUGAAGCUCUGCUAGAGGACAGCAAUGGAGAGAGUGCCGGCAAUUUCGGAUUGUGGGAUCAGCGUUUGGCGAUGGAAUGGGUGUAUAAGAAUAUCACCGCUUUCAAUGGUGAUGUGAACAAUAUCACUCUUGGUGGUCGCAGUGCUGGUGCGUACGCUACCCAUGCACAGGCAUUGUAUGAGUUCCGGUGCGAGGAGCAAAUAUUUCAGAGAUUAUACCUAUACUCGAACGCGAUACCGGCACAGCCAAAAGCUUUGAAGGAUGUGAAUCCUCAGUUUGAUGAGUUGUGUCAGUACUUCAAGGUUGAUCAUUCUCUAUCGGGUCCCGAAAAGGUCGACAAGCUGCGUAAAGUGAGCUACCGGGAUCUUGUGGACGCCUUGAAAGAACUCAAAAACCACACUUUUCGUCCGGUGACCGAUGAAUUGUUCAUUUUCGGUGGUUUCACGGAGUAUCAUCACAGUGGGAAAUUUGCUGAACAGUUUAAGAAGGGUCGGCUGCGGAUUCUCAUUGGCGAGGUCCUGAAUGAAGAAACGCUCUAUGCUACGUAUAACACCCCUGAGCCGAACCUCGAGUCCCUGCGACUGCAGGUAUCUAAUUACUAUGCUCCCGAGACCACGGAUCGGAUUCUACAAGAAUAUGAGCUACCAUCGAGCGAGGACCCAAAUGAGUGGAACACGCUUUUCGGGAAUAUCAUCUCGGAUGGCCAGGUCCGAGCCCCGUCUCGAUGGCUAAUCGAUUGUCUCGACAAACAUGGGGUUUCUCUAAGCGAUAUCUGGCACUAUCGAAUUGCCUAUCGGCUUUCUUUCAUCACGGACAAGGUGGCCCCUCGAUCCUUCGGUGUUGCCCACGCCAUGGAUAAGCCAUUUUGGAAUUUCUCCAUCCUGCAUGGUCCAACACCUGCCGAGAGGAAACUGAUGGAAGACUGGAUCGCGCUUUUUGUCGCAUUCGUCAAUGAUGACCAUACAUAUGAGUUCGGUACUAAUGCAAUAGAUGAAAUGAAGGUUGCAACACCGGAGGGCAGGAUUGAAAUUCAAAAGGAUGAGAGAUGGGAGAGUCUUGUGAAGCUUGGUGCGGUCUUCGCAGACGAUAAAUAG
Molecule: messenger RNA, 1605 nt
Organism: Penicillium atrosanguineum
Lineage: Eukaryota; Fungi; Ascomycota; Eurotiomycetes; Eurotiales; Aspergillaceae
Product: Pheromone-regulated membrane protein 10
Exons: 2
Coding region: 1-1605 (534 amino acids)
Source: RefSeq, a predicted model, not a curated record